UGUGCACCAAGUUUCUUCACGUCAAUACGCGGGUAAUGUAGUAGUAGUAGUGUGAUUCUGUGUCCCAAAGCAAAUAAAUCUGAAGAAAAAGUAAAUCUGGCAUCUUCAUUUAAUUAUAUAUACAGAGAGGAUAAUUACGAGAUAUGGUAAAUGUCACGAAGGGCAUUUUAGUUGAAUGUGAUGCGGCUAUGAAACAAUUUCUUCUACAUCUGGAUGAAACAUCAGCAUUGGGAAGGAAAUUCAUAAUUCAAGAUUUGGAUGAGAGACACUUAUUUAUAUCCGCUGAUAUAUUAGAGAUUCUACAGACAAAAGUGGAUGACUUAAUGGAUCAGAUAUCAUUCCCACUGGCAGAGAAAGGAAUAUAAACAGAACAAGACGAGAUUUGCUUUC
Molecule: messenger RNA, 390 nt
Organism: Linepithema humile (Argentine ant)
Lineage: Eukaryota; Metazoa; Arthropoda; Insecta; Hymenoptera; Formicidae
Gene: Tfb5
Product: transcription factor B5
Biological process (GO): transcription by RNA polymerase II; nucleotide-excision repair, preincision complex assembly; nucleotide-excision repair
Cellular component (GO): transcription factor TFIIH holo complex; transcription factor TFIIH core complex
Source: RefSeq, a predicted model, not a curated record